AGGACCUGAAAUAACCACUGAUCCUGCUGAAAUGACCACUAGAGCAGCUGAAAUAACCACUGGAGCAGUGGAAAUAACUACUAGGGCAGCUGAAAUAACCAGUGCACCAGCUGAAAUGACCACUGGAGCAGCUGAAAUAACCACUGAUUCCGCUGAAAUAACUACUAGAGCAGCUGAAAUAACCACUGGAGCAGUUAAAAUAACUACUGGGUCAGCUGAGAUAACCAGUGCACCUGCUGAAAUAACCACUGCAGCAGUGGAAUUAACUACUGGGGCAGCUGAAAUAACCAGUGCACCAGCUGAAAUAACCACUGGAGCAGUGGAAAUAACUACUGAAGGACCCGAAAUAACCACUGCUCCUGCUGAAAUCACUACUAGAGCAGCUGAACUAACCACUGGAGCAGUGGAAAUAACUACUGGGGCAGCUGAAAUAACCAGUGCACCAGCUGAAAUAACUACUGGGGCAGCUGAAAUAACCAGUUUACCAGCUGAAAUUACCACAGUAGGAGCUGAAAUAACAAGUGCACCAGCUGAAUUAACCACUGGAGCAUUGGAAAUAACUACUGAAGGACCUGAAAUAACUACUGGGGCAGCUGAAAUAACCACUGAUCCUGCUGAAAUAACCACUGGAGCAGUGGAAAUAACUACUGGGGCAGCUGAAAUAACUACUGAAGGACCUGAAAUAACCACUGAUCCUGCUGAAAUGACCACUGGAAAAGCUGAAAUAACAACUGACCCUGCUGAAAUAACCACUGGAUCAGUGGAAAUAACUAGUGGGGCAGCUGAAAUAACCAGUUUACCAGCUGAAAUUACCACAGUAGGAGCUGAAAUAACAAGUGCACCAGCUGAAUUAACCACUGGAGCAGUGGAAAUAACUACUGAAGGACCUGAAAUAACCACUGAUCCUGCUGAAAUGACCACUGGAGCAGCUGAAAUAACAACUGACCCUGCUGAAAUAACCACUGGAGCAGUGGAAAUAACUAGUGGGGCAGCUGAAAAAACCAGUGCACCAGCUGACAUUACCACAGUAGGAGCUGAAAUAACCAGUGCACCAGCUGAAAUAACCACUGGAGCAGUGGAAAUAACUACUGAAGGACCUGAAGUAACCACUGAUCCUGCUGAAAUGACCACUGGAGCAGCUGAAAUAACAACUGACCCUGCUGAAAUAACCACUGGAGCAGUGGAAAUAACUAGUGGGGCAGUUGAAAUAACCAGUUUGCCAGCUGAAAUUACCACAGUAGGAGCUGAAAUAACAAGUGCACCAGCUGAAUUAACCACUGGAUCAGCUGAAAUGACCACUGGAGCAGCUGAAUCAACAACUGACCCUGCUGAAAUAACCACUGGAUCAGCUGAAAUAACUACUGAAGGAGCUGAAAUAACCAGUGCACAAGCUGAAUUAACCACUGGAUCAGCUGAAAUAACUACCGAAGGAGCUGAAAUAACCAGUGCACCAGCUGGAAUAACCACUGAAGGAGCUGAAAUAACCACUAGAGCAGUGGAAAUAACUACUGACCCUGCUAAAAUAACCACUGGAGCAGUGGAAAUAAGUACUGGAGCAGCUGAAAUAACCACUAAAGGAGCUGAAAUAACCACUGAUCCUGCUGAAAUGACCACUGGAGCAGCUAAAAUUACCACUGACCCUGCUGAAAUAACCACUGAUCCUGCUGAAAUAACCACUGGUGCAGUGGAAAUAACUACUGGGGCAGCUGAAAUAACUACUGAAGGACCUGAAAUAACCACUGAUCCUGCUGAAAUGACCACUGGAGCAGCUGAAAUAACAACUGACCCUGCUGAAAUAACCACUGGUGCAGUUGAAAUAACUACUGGGGCAGCUGAGAGAACCAGUGCACCAGCUGAAAUAACCACUGCAGCAGUGGAAAUAACUACUGAAGGACCUGAAAUAACUACUGAUCCUGCUGAAAUGACCACAAGAUCAGCUGAAAUAACAACUGACCCUGCUGAAAUAACCACUGGAGCAGUGGAAAUAACUACUGGGGAAGCUGAAAAAACCAGUGCACCAGCUGACAUUACCACAGUAGGAGCUGAAAUAACCAGUGCACCAGCUGAAAUAACCACUGGAGCAGUGGAAAUAACUACUGAAGGACCUGAAAUAACCACUGAUCCUGCUGAAAUGACCACUGGAGCAGCUGAAAUAACAACUGACACUGCUGAAAUAACCACUGGAGCAGUGGAAAUAACUAGUGGGGCAGCUGAAAUAACCAGUUUACCAGCUGAAUUAACCACUGGAUCAGCUGAAAUGACCACUGGAGCAGCUGAAAUAACAACUGACCCUGCUGAAAUAACCACUGGAUCAGCUGAAAUAACUACUGAAGGAGCUGAAAUAACCAGUGCACCAGCUGAAAUAACCACUGAAGGAGCUGAAAUAACCACUGGAGCAGUGGAAAUAACUACUGACCCUGCUGAAAUUACCACUGGAGCAGUGGAAGUAACUACUGGAGCAGCUGAAAUAACCACUAAAGGAGCUGAAAUAACCACUGCACCAGCUCAAAUAUCCACUGGAUCAGCUGAAAUAACUACUGAAGGAGCUGAAAUAACCACAGACUCUGCUGAAAUUACCACUGGGGCAGCUGAAAUAACCACCACAGUAGCUGAAAUAACCACUAGAGAACAAGUUGAAAUAACCACUGAAAUACCUGGUAUAACCAGUGAACCAGCUGAAAUCACCACCAAAAAAACUGAAAUUACCAGUGCAGCAGCUGAAAUUACCACUAAAGGAGCUGAAAUAACCAGUGCACCAGCUGAAAUUACCACAGAAGGAGUUAAAAUAACCAGUGAACCAUCUGAAAUAACCACAAAAGAAGAUGAACUAUCCAGUUUACCAGCUGAAAUAACCACUGAAGGAGCUGAAAUAACCAGUGCACCAGCUGAAAUCACCACAGAUGGAGUUGAAAUAACCAGUGCACCAUAUGAAAUUACAUCAAAAGAAGCUGAAAUAACCAGUGCACCAUCUGAAAUUACCACAGUAGGAGCUGAAAUAACCAGUGCAUCAUCUGAAAUUACAACAAAAGAAACUGAAAUAACCAGUGCACCAUCUGAAAUUACAACAAAAGAAGCUGAAAAAACCACAGAAAUAGCUGAAAUAACCAGUGCACAAUCUGAAAUUACAACAAAAGAAGCUGAAAUAACCAGUGCACCAUCUGAAAUCACAACAAAAGAAGCUGAAAUAACCAGUGCACCAUCUGAAAUUACAACAAAAGAAGCUGAAAUAACCAGUGCACCAUCUGAAAUUACAACAAAAGAAGCUGAAAUAACCAGUAUACCAUCUGAAAUUACAACAAAAGAAGCUGAAAUAACCAGUGCACCAUCUGAAAUUACAACAAAAGAAGCUGAAAUAACCAGUGCACCAUCUGAAAUUACAACAAAAGAAGGUGAAAUAACCAGUGCACCAUCUGGAAUUACAACAAAAGAAGCUGAAAUAACCAGUGCACCAGCUGAAAUAACCAGUGCACCAGCUGAAAUUACCACAGAAGGAGCUGAAAUAACCAGC
Messenger RNA from Owenia fusiformis, 3508 nucleotides. The record is from the annotation of a GenBank genome assembly. Lineage: Eukaryota; Metazoa; Annelida; Polychaeta; Sabellida; Oweniidae.